Messenger RNA from Haemonchus placei, 603 nucleotides. Lineage: Eukaryota; Metazoa; Nematoda; Chromadorea; Rhabditida; Trichostrongylidae. The record is from the annotation of a GenBank genome assembly.
AUGCCGCGCGACAAGCCGAGCUCCCGAAGGUUCAGUGUUACUGCUACAAGUCUCGACGCAUUCGUCUCACAGUUGUGCGUUUUACGACGGUUUCGAGGAAAAAUGAUUCGAUCACCUAGCUGUGUAAAAUCUAAUGAUGAAGACAAUUCGUCACUUAGUUAUGAUUCACCAAUCUCAUAUUUUACUAGAGAUAAUUAUGAUCACGAAACGUCGACACCAUCAUCAAAUCGCCAUCGACAAGCUUUGCAUCUGGACUUAUCGCCGAUUCUGGAGAGCGACAGUAGCAUGUCGGAACCGUCUUCGAAGCCUAUUGAGGGAAUCCCUCCUUCACCACGUGGCAGCAAGACCCCGAGGUCGUCUGAAAGGUCUCGAGUAACGCUGCCUGCGAUUUCUCUGAAAUCCGAAAGCGAAUUUUCUCCGAGUUCCCUUUGUAUCCCAGGACGUGAUGGUGAUGGAUCGUAUCUCCAAAAGCUCGAGAUGGCGGAGCGGUUCGACAACAAGUGUGCAUCCGUAUUAGAUGAUUUACGUGCUAGUAUGCCUUUGGUUGAGAACCCUGACUAUGCUCAGUUGAUCACCUUUCGUCGUAUGAUCAACAUUUUUUAG